Messenger RNA from Daldinia childiae, 1971 nucleotides. RefSeq lists its product as uncharacterized. The transcript has 3 exons. The coding region runs from base 1 to 1971 and encodes 656 amino acids. Lineage: Eukaryota; Fungi; Ascomycota; Sordariomycetes; Xylariales; Hypoxylaceae. The record is from RefSeq and is a predicted model, not a curated record.
AUGUCCACUAACUCGUCAUAUAGUAGGAAGCCGGGUGGAGGCGUGCCGCUCCAUGCCAAGCCGGCCGAGGACUCUAAUGAAUCUAGCGAAGAAGGUAAAAGCUCCGCAUCUAUCAGCGAGGAGGAAUCGCAGCUACUCAGUGCUUCCAACUCGUUCGCCGCAAAUGCCGGCCCGCAGCCUCCGAUCCCACAGUCUGUGCCGCCUAUGAGCUACCGUUACGGUGGAGGUGUUGCGUUCCCGCCCACGGGCGCACAGAAACAAUCCACAGGCACUCAGCCAGUGAGUCGCUAUCGAGAUUCGUUCUCGAGCAAUACUUCUAGUGCCUUUGCUAGCAGUGCCGCGUUUCAAUCGGGCGAUGCUAGAGUCGCAGACGAAGAUAACCACGACACCUACACACAAGCCAUUCGUGACAAGACUGCGGCUACGAACAAUAUUAGGCAAUUGCAAAGGGAGCUAGGGCAAGCCCUUAGCAAAGAAGAUUCUUUCACUAAAGAGCUAAAGGAUUUGAGGGCUUGUGUUGAUAAGUUAGAGACUGAAAAUGCCGAGCUCAAGACCAAACUCAAGACCGUUCAUGAUCACUAUUCUAUGAUGAUUGAUAAAUGGUCUGCUCUUGAGGAGAAGCAAGGAAAGAUACUGCAGGGUUAUCAAGAACAGGUCAAAGACUUGCAAUCUCGAAACACCCAGCUUGCCCAAGCCGGUAAAGUCAAGUCUGAGCAGGGUUUGGCUCUUGUGAAAAGCUCGCCGCGAUCUACUCCAGAUGACGAGCGCAAGAGUGGUUUGGAUAAAAACACAUAUGCGGAGCUGCAGAAGAUGCUGAUUGAAAAGCAUGGAACACAGACAGAUGGUGAUGAUGCUACAGGCCAGUCGAGUUUCAAACCGAACCCUACGGCACCAUCGUGGGAUCCUCGUGGCAAAUCGACCGAAUCUCAUGGUUAUCUAAACGUUCCGUCUGCGACCUCCGCUACUGCUCGAAAGGGCUCUCCCGUUGGUGGUCCUUCUAACUGGCCUGCCCUUAUAAACUCCAAUGGUUCAGGAAGCGGAUCUAACAAUGGCGCUUCUCAAAAGCAACUCGUACGCCCUCCCAGUGGUGAAAAACAGGUCUCCUUUGCUGCAUUUCCUCGCCAUAAGGACGAAUGGUCUAUGGCCGACAUCCAGAACGGGCUCGAUCAUAUAUUCGGGCUUACUAAAGGAUAUAUCGUCAGAUGCCAUUCGAAGCCGGGAGAACAGCCCAAAGUAGCUGAUAUGAUGUUGGAGAAAAGAGAGGCAACUACAUGGAACUACCUUCUUAGCCUGGUCUACUCGAACCGUUCCCAGGCGAAGAACCAUAUGCUUUACCUCCUCGGUGUCCCAUCCUACAGGCCGUAUAUCAUCAUGCGUGUUGCACUGGAUUAUCUCUUCAAGAAGGUCAUCUCCCCCGAUAUCUUCCUAGGCAUCGAUCGCAACCUAGAUAGCCACCUUGUCGCUCUGCAAGAAAAGAUCACAACCUUCCAUCGGGCGGGCGGGCGAGCUAAUCCCCGAGAUCGACAGCGCGUUAUUGAUGAGCAUGCCCGUAUCGUCACCCACGCCCUAAAGGACAAGAGGAUCGAGUUUUUCAAGAAGGAGAGCAUCGAGCGACAUGCUCACAUGAUGGCUAUCAUUAUGCAACCACUUCGAUCCAUAUCGGUGACGGACAAGGAUGCCAUUAAGCCGCUGCGAGUCAUGGUAUCAGCAACGUGGGAGGUCAGCGCCAAGGUGUGGGUGUCCGGCAUGACACUGCACUAUACAUUCCCCGAGUGCGCAUGCAAAUUUGCCGAAGGCACUAUGGAGCCGGUGAAUGCUCCAGCAUUGGGCCUUACCCCUUCCGAGUUGCAAAUGUCUCAGACUCGGGUCUCGUUUGUCGUUUCUCCGGUGCUGUCCGUCCGCGACGAACGUAACGAGAACGAGCUUGAAUACCACGGUAUCAAGAAGGCACAAGUUCUAGUUAUGAAAUAA